This is a messenger RNA of Cynara cardunculus var. scolymus (artichoke), 1428 nucleotides long. Its product is annotated as auxin response factor 1-like. Gene Ontology annotation, biological process: regulation of DNA-templated transcription; response to hormone. The record is from RefSeq and is a predicted model, not a curated record. NCBI's taxonomy places the organism in Eukaryota, Viridiplantae, Streptophyta, Magnoliopsida, Asterales, Asteraceae. Bases 1 to 1428 code for a protein of 475 amino acids. The transcript has 11 exons. Gene Ontology annotation, molecular function: protein binding; DNA binding.
AUGGCUUCUUUUUCUUCUCACAAUGGAAUCAACAACGAACUAUACAAGGAGCUAUGGAUGGCUUGUGCAGGCCCUUUGGUUGAUAUCCCUGUUCAGGGACAGAGAUUGCAGCUAGAGGAUUCAGUAAGUCAUAAACUCACUGGUCAGCAGAUCUCAGAACUCGACCUGCCACACAAGAUGCUUUGUCAAGUCGUCGAUUCUAGUUUAAAGGUUGAUUCAGAUUCUGAUGAAGUCUUUGCCAUCAUCAAAUUACAUCCAUUUCAAGAAAUGGUAUUUGAGGGCGCUGACGACAACCAUCAACUAUUACAAGAGGCAAAGCCAUCUUUUCGCGCUUUUUCUAAGAUCCUAACCAUCUCGGACACCAAUAUGCACACUGGAUUAUCAGUGCCCAAAAUGCUUGCACAAAAUUGUUUUCCUUCAUUGGACUUGUCACAACCGCAACCAAACCAAGAGUUGAUUGCAAAGGACCUCCAUGGACACGCAUGGCAUUUUACACAUGUUUAUAGAGUAAGCACCCAAAGGCAUGUUAUCACCGGUGGUUGGAACGCAUUCGUGGUUUCAAAGAGACUAGUAGCGGGAGAUGCUUUAAUUUUUGUGAGACAUUCGAAUAACGAGUUGGGUAUCGGGAUUAGACGAUAUCGGCAACAAAUUCCCUCGAGUUCUUCGAUCCUAUCAAGGGAAAGCAUGCACCAGGGGGUCCUUGCUAGCGUUUCGCACGCUCUUUAUACAAAUAAGGAGUUUGUGAUCUACUACAACCCGAGAUACACAGGCGUUAUCGUUGAAGAAACCGACAUUUCUGAAGAUUGGCCAGGUUCUACUUGGCGCUCGAUAAAGUUGUCCAAUAGGAUGUCUCGAUGGCAACUUGAGCCUAUUCAAGAUGGCAGAUCGGAUGUUAGCGAACUGGACACAGGAUCACUGUCGUCAAGGCACAAGAGGUUGCGAACAUGUGAUCAUGGUCUAAUGAAUCAUCGUGCUAACGCCAAUUUGGGUGACUCGGUGAACCCGUUGCAUUUUCAUGCCAUCCUUUCGUCAUCAACUGACUUAAUUGAUAAAGGAAAAGAAUGCGAGAAUCCACAAGUGUUAAGAUUGUUUGGCGUAAAUAUAGAGUUGGUCUUCCCGAAUUCUAGCGAUCGUGUAAUUUUGCAAAUGGAAGGGAACGUGUUGGUUCAAACGAUAGACGUGCGCUCGUUGGGAGGAUAUGAAGCGCUUAAAAACGAGUUAGAGAAGAUUUUCAAGAUCGAAAGCGAGCUUCAUCAUGGCGGCGAGAAAUGGGAAGUUGUAUAUGAAGAUGGUGAGGGUGAUUUAAUGCUUUUGGGUGACAAACCAUGGCGGGAAUUUUGCAAGAUAGUGAAGAAGAUGAUGAUAAGGGGAAGUGAUCAUCAAGUGAAGAAGAUGAUUGGUCUUGGAUUCAAGCUUUAUUUGUUAUAA